Messenger RNA from Rhodotorula toruloides NP11, 3174 nucleotides. RefSeq names its product arrestin domain protein. Gene Ontology annotation, biological process: ubiquitin-dependent endocytosis. The transcript is spliced from 6 exons. Bases 1 to 3174 code for a protein of 1057 amino acids. Gene Ontology annotation, cellular component: cytoplasm; cytosol; plasma membrane. Gene Ontology annotation, molecular function: protein-macromolecule adaptor activity; ubiquitin protein ligase binding. The record is from RefSeq and is a predicted model, not a curated record. NCBI's taxonomy places the organism in Eukaryota, Fungi, Basidiomycota, Microbotryomycetes, Sporidiobolales, Sporidiobolaceae.
AUGUCCAGCGCAAGCCUACGACUGACGGAACCCGUCGUCUUUCUCGUCGGCGGUCUCGACUACGAGCGGGCACGACAGCGACAACGGCGAGCGACGGCGCGGGCAGCGAACGCAGCGGCAGGGAAUGGAACUGAAACGGCAGCUACUUCGCCCGCCGAAUCUCGCAAUCACUCCCCAGCCCGCCUGUUCUCCAACUCGCGCGCGGCGUCCCUCUCGCGACCUGGGUCGAGGGCAGCUUCGCCUGCUCCGCCGCUCAGUCGUGCCGCGAUCCCGCAAGGAGACGACUUUGUCCCGCCAAACAGCCGAGGGCGUAGCUCGAGUCGGACGAGGCGCGUUGAUCCGCCGCCACCAACCGGCCCUGCGGAGCCGCGACCCGGCGAGGGAAUCAGCCGGGGACGAAGCGGGAGUCUCGUGAGGGAGAUGACGGAGGCGCAGAUUCGGUUGCGGGAACAGCAGGAGCACGAGGCUCUUGACGAGCCGCCUCCUGCGAUGCUGAGGGGUCUCUUGACCGUCCACCUUAGCAAGCCGACGCGGGUGAAGGAGAUCAGCGUGCGGUUCAAGGGUGUUGCGCGAACGGACUGGCCCGAGGGAAUUGGCCCUCGCCGACUCGACGUGAUGGAGGAGAACCUCCUCAUCAAUGUCACCAAUACCUUCUUCUCUGCCGCCUCUUCCUCCAUGAACCGCCGUGCAGCCUCCAUCGGUCCCGGCUCGGGCGACCAUGGCGAAGAGCCGCGAGGCCGGUCUUCGCGCCGUGCGGCCAGCGUCGCUCCCGGUCGUGAGCUCAGUCACGGCCGCUCGUACCCGCCAAACAGCCUCUUCCGCCAGCAGCCUUCACCCGUCACGUCCACUAUCAGCGUUGGCGAAGUCUCCCGUGCACCGAACCUCUCGCGCAUCGCAUCGGAAGAGUCGGUCAACGGAUUGGUCCCGCCAAUCCAGCCAGGCGAAGCUGCACCGGCCUACGAGGUGGCAGUCGAAUCGCAGCCUGGCUCGCCGAUGCACCUGCCACAUGCGCCAAACCUGUCGGUCGACACGCUCGACCUGGGUUCACCCGCUCAACUCGCCUUCCGCAACUCGUCGCGACAGUUCGACCGCUCGCCGACUCCGUCCCGCUCGCCUCUCGCCACCGCCAACCCUAUCAUUUCACCCUCGACUUCGAACCACGACCUCCGCUUGAACCGCACCUCGACUGGCGCAAGUCGACUCUCGCACGAAUCGGGCUCGAGUCUCUCGACGCACUCGGACGAGACGGAUCGUCCGCACCUCGAUCGCCACGCUUCUUCGGGCGCCUCGACAGCCGCUUCGCAGUCGUCAGACUCCGAGAUCAACGGCACAGGAUGGAACAGUGCGCCUGUUCCCGGCACGGCCGCCUCGAGUAUUCACCGCGGACGGCCAGCAACCCGCAGCCGGAACUUGAUGGCGGGAAUCGAGCAGCUGGGCGAGGACGAAGCCGGCAGUCUCGACGUCGUCACAAACGGCGUGUCUGGCAUGACUUUCCAGCCCAAGUCCUCGACUCGACAGCCACCCGCACCUUCCGCCUCUUCCGAGCGAGGUCGCCGUGCAUCGACUUCAUCGAACGCAACUGCGCGCCGCGUCUCCUCUUCCGACCGACCGACCGCCCUUCCCAGCGCUCUCAAGAGCACCGGCAGCAGCAGCAGCUCGGCCCGCUCGGCGUCUCGCGGUGCGCGGUUCAGCCUGAGUGGCGUUACGGAUGUCUUCCGACACAAGAGCUCGAGUCGCGCUCGUGACAUGCAGCGAGACGAGUCGGUCGCCUCGACUACUCGACGAGACGCGAGUCCCGAUACCCAGCGCGGCGGUUCGAGGAUGCGCAGUCAGUCUCGCGGUCGCAAGACUGCUUUGAAGGCGCUGCGAGAUGCGCUUGUGGCGGGCCAUCACCACCAUCACAAUGCCGAGCGGGACGGCAGCGACGACGAAGGGCACCGGGACAGUGAUGUCCUCGCUGUCGGAGACGGUUGGAAGGAGUUCCGAGCGGGAACGUAUACCUACCCGAUCUCCAUCCCGGUUCCCGCCAGCUUGCCGCCGACACUGGACUGCGAGUUCGGACAUGUCCACUACACGCUCAAGGCGACAGUGCACCGCGCCGGCGCCCUGACGACGAACUUGACGUCGUCGACCGACGUGACGCUCGUCACGACGCUGGGCGAGGAGGACACGGAGGAAAGCGAGAGUAUCGUCGUCGAGAGGUUCUGGGAGACGCAGGUCAAGUAUCACGUUGCGCUGAGCGGCAAGAGCUUCCCCAUCGGCGGCCAGAUCCCGGUCAGCAUCCGGCUAAACCCGCUCGCCAAGAUCAAGUUGUACCGCAUCACCGCCCAGCUCGAGCAGAAGACGUCCUACUUUGCUUCAGUCUCCUCCGGCCGCAAGCUCACGCGGCACGAGACGCCGAAGCGCUUCCAGCUCUUGCGUAUCGAGAACAAGGAUCCGAAGGAGCCGCUCUUGCCGAUCUUGUCGGACGACCCGAACGUCCUUGCGAACCACCCCCUCAAGGACUUCUUCAUCAACACGAGCUCGUCCAGCGACGAAACGCCGUCGCUGCUGGAUCCGAUCGGCCCGUGGCACCUUGACGGCACGCUCCAGCUUCCCGACUGCUCGACGAAGCUCAACGUCAGCACGAACCACGAGAAGAGCAACAUCUCGAUCACUCACACGCUCAAGAUCAUGCUGCGUGUCGAGCGAGGCGACGACGAGUACCUCGACUCGAAGGGCAACCGCAAGCUCUGGGACAUUGUCGUCGAGGCUGGCGCCGUCAUGCUGUCGUGUCACUUGUCGCAGAACGUCCUGCCCGCCUACACCGACGCGACCUCCUCCCUCUCUGGCUCGACUCGCCCACGUCGCAACACCAUCACGGCUCGCACCCCGACACAUACAUGCGGCGCCGACCACGGUAAUCGGCAUCAUGGCUUGCACAUCAACGUCGGCGGCAGCUCGUCGACCGGUCGCUCGCACUCGUCCGGUCCGCCCGUUGCGAGUCUCGAGCAGAACCUUCUCUUUGCUCGGCUUAUCUCGGGCGAGACGACUCCUGCGGGCGAGACGCCGCCUACUUAUGAGGCUGUUGUUGAUGGAACGGCGCCGGAGGGGCAUGCGCCGAACGAGGCACGGGCACAGGUUGUUGCGACCGAGGAGGAAGAGCGGGGGCGCAGUUCGAGCAGGCGGGAUUGA